Molecule: messenger RNA, 666 nt
Organism: Rosa rugosa (rugosa rose)
Lineage: Eukaryota; Viridiplantae; Streptophyta; Magnoliopsida; Rosales; Rosaceae
Product: pelargonidin 3-O-(6-caffeoylglucoside) 5-O-(6-O-malonylglucoside) 4'''-malonyltransferase-like
Exons: 1
Coding region: 41-547 (168 amino acids)
Source: RefSeq, a predicted model, not a curated record
UCGAUCACCAAAGACAUCCAUAGUCGUUCAUGCAGUGAACAUGAGACCGCGAAUGAAUUCACAAAUGCGAUCGGAUACUGUCAUGAUCGGAAAUCUUUUUUGGUGGGCCGUAGCUGCCGCCGACGCUUCUGAGGCAGACGCUCAUGACUUGCGUGACUUAGUGAACAUAAUUAAGGAAUCAAUCAAGGGAUUCGAUAGUGAGUAUUUGGAGAGUUUGCAAGGUGAAGAUGGUGGAUUCGGAACCAUUUCUGAGUUUUGUAAUCAGCUUGAGGCUAUGCUUUCCUCAGAAACACCGGAUAUCUAUGCAUUCACAAGCUGGGCUAGCAUUUUAAAACAGGUUGAUUUUGGUUGGGGGAGGCCAUUUUGGAUCGGAGCCAUGGGGAAAGUUGGUCCUGCAUUUAGAAAUCUCACUGUGUUCGUCGACAGACAAUGGGAUAGGGGCAUUGAAGCAUGGGUGAACUUGGAGGAAAACCAAAUGGCUCUGUUAGAGAAAGACCCCCAGUUUUUAGCAUUUGCUUCUCCAAAUCCUGGAAUAUCAAGCAUGUAACUGUCUAUGUUUUAUUUCGAAGUCAAUAAUUAAGGCUUAGAAUACUAAGCUAUCAAAUUCUAAUCGAUUAAUUUCUGGUUUAUUACUGUGUUAAUUAAUCAAUUAAUGUCAUUUGCAUU